Silurus meridionalis is the source of this 3620-nucleotide messenger RNA. It is a transcript of the gene pmm1, whose product is annotated as phosphomannomutase 1. The record is from RefSeq and is a predicted model, not a curated record. Gene Ontology annotation, cellular component: cytosol. Gene Ontology annotation, biological process: protein N-linked glycosylation; mannose metabolic process; GDP-mannose biosynthetic process. Lineage: Eukaryota; Metazoa; Chordata; Actinopteri; Siluriformes; Siluridae. Bases 228 to 1013 code for a protein of 261 amino acids. Gene Ontology annotation, molecular function: phosphomannomutase activity. The transcript is spliced from 8 exons.
AGAGAGAGAGAGAGAGAGAGAGUAGGGGGGCGGAGCGAGAGACUAGAAGCGUAUGUGUGGACACGCAGCCGGAGAGAGAGAGAGAGAGAGAGAGAGAGAGUAGUUGCUCCACCUAAUGUUCAGGACUUUAAACUAUCCACCUUCUUCUCUCACUCUUCUCAGCUCCUGGUGUUCUGGUGUUCUGGUGAUUAUGUAUUAAUCGGUCGCUGGUUUGCUGCACCGCCGGAAUGGAGAUAAAGAAUCAUUUCCCUGCGGACAGAAACGUCUUGUGUUUGUUUGAUGUGGACGGAACUCUGACUGCACCGAGAGAGAAGAUCGAUCCUCAGCUGGAUGCAUUCUUUCAGUUGCUGCGUGCUAAAGUGAAGAUCGGAGUAGUGGGCGGGUCGGACUACUCGAAAAUCGCAGAGCAGCUCGGAGAAGGAGAUGAUGUUAUACACAAGUUUGACUACGUGUUUGCUGAAAACGGUACUGUGCAAUACAAAGAUGGCCAACUGCUGUCCAAACAGGCGAUUCAGAACCAGCUCGGUGAAGAGCUGCUGCAGGAUUUGAUUAACUUCUGUCUCAGAUACAUGGGUCUGAUCAAACUCCCCAAGAAAAGAGGAACCUUCAUCGAGUUCCGCAACGGCAUGCUGAACAUCUCACCUAUCGGCCGGAGCUGCACGCUGGAGGAGCGAAUCGAAUUUGCCGAACUUGACAAAAAAGAGAAGAUCAGAGAGAAGUUUGUCGCCGCUCUGCAGGAGGAGUUUGCAGGGAAAGGGCUCAGGUUCACCCGAGGGGGUUUGAUCAGUUUUGACAUAUUCCCAGAGGGCUGGGAUAAGCGUCUGUGUCUGGAGGUUCUGGAGCAAGAGGGACUCAAAACCAUCUACUUCUUUGGAAAUGAAACAUCCCUGGGCGGAAAUGAUCAUGAGAUCUUUGAGGAUCCUCGCACCAUCGGCUUCACCGUCUUCUCUCCUAAAGACACUGCGAGGCUCUGCCAAGAACUUUUCUUCAACACACCACCUAAUGAAGCUUGAUACACACCUGAACCCACAUACAUACACACACUCGUUUUCUUUGUGUGUUACUGCCCCCUCUGCUGGUCACACUGUCUACUGCAGGGAACUCAGGGCUUUUGGUGUGUGGGUUCUCCUAGACCACAGACUCUAACGAUUUGGGCGAAAGCUCCAACAGAUACUACUGAAAACUCAUGCAGCUACGUGGAGUGUGCAAUGUGCCAGACGACAGAACGUCCUAACCUUCAUCAUCAUCAUCAUUUUUUUUUAAAUAACAUUGUCGCAGAUGUGUGUAUCACCCGAUUAACACAGAUGCUACGAGUGUUUUGCACUGGUCAGUGUGCUCACCCUUCCUUUACAGGUAGUCCCUGAGUUACGAUGGUCCGACUUGCGUUAUUUUUACCAUCUUACACUGACGACGAUGGCGUUACAGCAAAAUCGUACAAAUAUUUUACCUAAGCAAAAGUAGCAGCGUAUGCUCCGCCCCCCACUCGUGAACAUAAAUAUAUACUGUAAAGAGGUGGAGCGUUGGUGGGUUUGAUCGAUACUGGGUCAGAACUAUACUUUCCAUGAGUUACGAUGGGGGCAUCGGGGAAAAAAGUGCUUUGUAACUUGCGGACUACCUGUAUACAUACCAUAUCGCCCCCUAUUGGGCAGCUCAGGAUAACACUAGAAGUACUGUACACUCAUGCUGUUGUCUAUAUCAAGUCCGCUUUAUUCCAAUCAUGCACACAGUGCAUCAUUACGGUAGAAUGAAGGGAGAUGGAUUGUGAUGGCAACAAGGAAAAGUUUUGUUUAAUACACUUUUUGAUUAAUGAUGGAGAAAAAACAAUACUUCCGAUCUCACAGAUUAGGGCUUGGGUUAUUUUUUAGGACUGAAAACAUUUACAUUUAUGGCAUUUGGAAGACGCUCUUAUCCAGAGCACCUUACACCUGAGCAGUUGAGAGUUAAGGGCCUUGUUUAAGGGCCCAGCAGUGGCAGCUUGGUGGUGCUAUAGUUUGAACUUCCAAUCCAAAGUUCAAUGCCUUAACCACUGAGGGACCACGUCCCUGAAAGCAUAUGUAAGGCCAGUGUAGCAGGUGACUGAACAUAGGAACUGGGAAUUGACACAACUCAAAGACGCUGAAUUUGAAAACGAAUCCUGGGCAGUAGAGACGUCAGGACGAGCUACUGGAAGGCACGGAAAAUGUCUAGCAAGAGACCGAACGUCUUUAUGUUUCUGUCAUGUUUUGAAUUAAGAUUUGAAGGAUUUAUGAGGAAAGAUUUUCACCCGAUCGCGAUCCGUGAUUAUGUUCGGUUGAACACUGAUCUGGAAUCAGAUUGGGAGCCAGUAAGGCUACAUCUACACUAAUCCGGAUAAAUAAAAAAAUGGUGUUUUACGUCUAAAAACGAUCGCCGUCCCACUUUUAUUUUCAAUUGUUUCCCAAAAGCUGCUCAUCCAAACUGAAACGUCAGAGGUAAGACGUUUACACACGUUUAAACACUAAAACUGUUUUCAAAUUUAUCCGCUUUGGAAAACGUUUUCAAAAAGCUUCGCUUUGAAUUAAAAAAACGCUGCCACGGUGUGGCUGGAGGGCCAAAAGAGUUUUCAAACGAAAACGUAUUAGUGAGAACGCGGCCUUAAAGCGGAUCAGAUUCAGCACUGAUUUGAGGUGCAGGUCCAGGGCUGUGAGCGAGCAGGUUAUAAGCCGAGCGCUAUAGUAACAUAAAAACGUUCUUUAACAGUUUCAUCUUAUCGUUAAUUAAAAAAAAAUUAUAAUACAUUUUUAUUUAGGAAUAACAACUUCCUGUAUCCCCUCAGGACUUCCUGUAUCCCAUUCCUGCAAAGUCUUAAAGCUAAUGAAGGGAUGAAAACAUAAAAGAAUCUACUUGGUACCAUGAUGUAUAUCAUCAAAAUUUCACGUGUAUGAUUCGAAUGAAAUGUGUUUUUUUAUAUCAGAUGCUUAAAAGGACCAGUUUUAGAAAUAAAAUGUAAACAAUAUAAAAGCCUUUAAUGAUCAAUGUCUUAUCAAAUGGCAAACAAAUGAACGGACACAGGUACUGCUCACGACUCCUCACACACUUCAUUUACCUCACACACUAUUGGGCCAAAAGUAUUGGUACAUUUUCCCAUCACUUGACUUCACUCAAACCUCAGACUCAAACCUGUUCAGUUUCAUGAAAACCAGUGGAAACAGUUGAAAUGUGUGGAAGAUCUUCUAUAAAACUGUAAACGGUAUUAAAGACCUGUGGGAUAAAUAUGAACUACGAACUCCUUUGUGUCUGAAUGAAACCUCACCGAAAUCUCCAUAAAAUCUAGUGGAACAUCUUCCCAGAAGAGUGGAGCUCAUUAGAACAGAGAAUGGGAACUAAAUAUGGAAUGUGAUGUUCGAAAAUCCCAAGUCAGGUGUCCAGAAACUUUAGUGAAUAUACUGUAGAUCACACCAUGUGUAUGAAUUAUGAAUGUUAUUACUAAACACGAGGAAAACUAAAUGAUGUAAACGAUUUCAAACAACAUGCCAUUUUUAUGAUUCCUCCAUAACUGAUCUAAACAAUUCUUUAUCUCUGAAGUCAAGCUUUGAAUUUGAUUGGAUGAUUUUUUCCCUUUUUCUUGUUUUGCGAACUGUAAAGAAAUGUGUUUUUCUUUU